Molecule: messenger RNA, 3166 nt
Organism: Rhipicephalus sanguineus (brown dog tick)
Lineage: Eukaryota; Metazoa; Arthropoda; Arachnida; Ixodida; Ixodidae
Exons: 6
Coding region: 344-1549 (401 amino acids)
Source: RefSeq, a predicted model, not a curated record
ACUCCCUCCUUGCCUCCUCCUAUCGGCUUCGUUCGCGCCGCACUAUUUACCGUUAUCCCCCUGGAUUUUCGCAGCGCUGGAAAUGAUACGUUUUCUAACGAGACAUCGCGUCUGAUGCAUUUACAUCGGUACGCCACCGCACGCGACCGCGACCCGAUCUUCGAAGGCGCAGGUUUCCAGUCUCGGCCAAUAUUCUUCAGGCUACCGGGGGACAAAAGACACGGCGACUAUGGCCAAUAAAGGCCACACAAGAAGACAACCCUGCUGACGUGUGUGAGCCACUUUGGGGGACGGGGCCGCGGCGAGACGGGAGCGAGCGGUGGCUCUGGGCGCAUGCUGACGAAUGUGCGCCGCGCCGAGCGUGGUCACGAGCCAAGAUGGCCGGAGCAACGCAAGUUCCAAGUCUGUGGCCCGUCGGAGCAGCAGCGGCGGCGGUGGCGGCGAGGAAGACGCAGCUUCCUCGUCCAGGCUGCCGGCGGUGGUGGAGGACGACCCCGCGAGGCUUCAGGCGCAGUUGCGCUCGGCGCGCAGCGACCUGGUGUUCCUGCAGACGCAGCAUCGGCUCACGCUCCGAGGCCUGCACGCCGAGGUCGCCAAGCUGCAGAAGACCGUCAAAGAAAUGCAGUUUGCUCUCUUUAACAACGGGAUAACCCUAGUGGACGAAGCCUCGUACCAGGAAAAGAUCGCCCAGCUCGAAGAAGACCUGGACAAGUGGUGCUGCCACUGUCGAUUCCUCAGCUCUCAGCUGGAGCAGGCCAACAACGCGCUCGUGUCGCUCAACCAGCGGCUUCAAGUCCAGGACUGGCAGCACCAGGCGGAGUUGUCUGAGAAGAACUCCAUCAUCGCCAACCUGCAGAGGGAGCUCGAGUGGAAAUGUCGAACACUGGCCGAACUGGAGAUGUCCACGCGCGGCCGGGCCGGAACGAGGAGGAUGUCCGGCCCCGCUGGACCUCUGGCCGCUUCGAUGACGUCAUCGUCGUCGCUGGUCGAGCCCUGCGAGCUGACGCGCACGCCGUCCCAGAGGAGCCUCCCGGCCGGAGCCUCUGGGAAGGCAUCCGCUGCGUCCACUUCGGCACGCAAGGGCAGUCACAGGCUACCCGUAAUUGUACGUGACCGGCCCGCUAACGACGACGAUGACGACGACGCGGUGGUCCAGUCGUCGCUGUCGAGCGGGACGACCUCCAGGAGCGUCACUCCGCGCAGGCACAACGCCGGCGCGCGGGCAGCGUCGGCCAAGUGCCUGCCGGUCGCCGGAGCCUCAUCUUCAUCAUCGGUGGGCAGCAGCGGCAAGAAGAAAUCAGACCAAGCGGGAGCACGAGGAGCCGUCGAGACGGACCGCAGGCGAGCCCAGUUGCGGCUACCGCCCCUGGUCGACCCGACCCGGGCGUUGGCGUUCCCGGCUCGGUCUCUCGUCCAUCACCAUCUCACCGCGGUGCACUGCGACUCCGGACUUAGCACCGACGAGGAGCUGUCUAUAGACCGCGUUCCGUCGCCCGAACUCAAACCCAAGAAGAUGGGCGGCAGGGUGGUCGAAGUGUCCACCAAGUGAUGAUCGUUCUUUCAAUAGACUAUUUCUUAAAAGGGACCGCUUGUACGGCCGUCGUGUUGUUGAGACUGUAUGCGGGAAACUUGGCGGUAGUUCUGUCCAGACACAGCGUAUUGUGGUUUCAUAGGAAGUUUCAAAAGAAUACUUAAUGUAUAGACUAAGCUAUAAUAUAACCUUGAUGCCGUGGCGUGUAACAAUAAGUAGGUCCAUAGUCCUUACAGGGACAAGAAUCUAUGGAACACCCACGCGCUCAUUCUGCCAAAACAGAAGGAUAAUGUAUGGGUAUACGUAUGAGGAACCAAUUGCUGGCACUUCGGACUACGGCAUAGCGUCUUCGUUUCGGAUUAUCUUUCGGUACAGGUUAAGCGAACCAAUCAGCGCGCGGCUGGCAGUGACUUCCGCUUACGUAAUGGCGUCGUCGCUGCUACCGAAGCUGGGGCCAUCACAGUGUGGCCCGCAAGUUCUCAACUGAUGCUCGUAUCUGCCUUAGCUUUGUCCACAGAAGCUUCGACAGCAAAGCUCUCCUGGCCUUGUUGUACUGUUUCGGAGAUCCGCACACAACUUCAAAUGCAGGCUUAGCAAGAGUGGCCGCAUUGACCGCAUACGUGGCCUCAAAGAUGUGCGACAAUGGGUAUCACUGCAACCUUGGAGGCCAUUGAUUACGAGUUCGCGGGUUUGUUUUAUUCUACACACUUGGCGUCAUAAGUAGAAAAGAUAAAAAAAAUGAUCUCUCGGUGUCAAUGUGUUUACUUUGCAACACCUUGAAUAUUUUCCAUACCAACAAUGACAAAUAAGGCAUAAAAGCUAUAAUCGAUAAUAUUUCUUGUUGCUCCAUUGACGGAUAUUACACAGUUCUUCAAGAGCUUUCAGGGUUUUCUACCUGGUCAACAUUGUGCAAUGCCGGUCUGGGGAGCCAUUCUCGAUGUGUCUAUCUAAUGGACUUGUUCAUUUCGGCGGAGCACAUUCUGUUACUCGAGAAAGCGACGAGCCGUGACAUCAUCGCGCUCUUGACCACGUCGACGCACCAAACCCGCAUAGCACACUCCCAGCGUAAGAAGAAACUGGACUAAAUGUACAGGAACACAACAUUAAACAAACUUGACAAGUCUGUCCAUAUGAGCGCGUCCCAGAUGCUUGAGAACGAUGCAGGGAAUCCGUACCGACCUUCACAGGUGCGCUAGGCGGGCGGUCGCAUUAAAUCUAAUUCGAAAGCUAACGCGAUCACAGAAUCGGAGUUCAUGCUCGGCCAAAAGUGGAUCUCUGGAGGCUGCGUUCGUUGCGUUGAAGCGCAUUCCGUCCCUUUCAUUUGUGUCCAGAGUUGUGAAAGCUCCGUGACGUCAAAAUGACGUUGCGGAAGAACAACCGGGAACAGGGGGCGCGCUGCUCGCUUGCAAGUCAGCGACGGCCUAAAUGGGCAGUCCAUUACAUGGAUACAUCGAGAAUAGCUCCCCUACGCGCUUCUCGUGUGGUUGCUCGCCCUUUCUGUCGGCGUUCAUGUGGCGACGCCGAGAGACGCAGCGCCAGGAAACGCCGGCCAAAGCGCUCUACGUGGUUCGGUAUUGCGAACAUGAAUUGCGGUCGACAACCUGCUACGAGUUAUUGCACACCAACCGUUGCCGA